AUGCACUUCCUAGGAACAAGGCUGUUGCUGUUUUCUGGCUUUACACAGGCUAGUCAAGUCUUUCCUCGGACUCCCCUCGACAACAUCUGCAAGUUAGGAGAGAAGGGUACCCUUCUAGAGCGCACUCAGGCAAUUUUGGAGGACAAUCAAGGUGUCUGCGGUUCCUCCAACAAACAGUUCGAGUCAAAGGUUCACAAUCCCUGGACCCAAAAGCCAAUUUGCAUGCCCCAGACCAGCAGCAACCAAACAUACUGCGUUUACACCCACAAGAAUCACGCCAAUGGCCGGGGGAUAACCUUUCUCACCUCUCCAGAUGUCGAACGAACUCUGGCCAACGAACCUUACUUUGCCCAGAAGUUUCCACCACAUGUAAACAACUUUAGCAACCCACCUUAUGAAGUUCGAAAUGUGCCUGGUCGAGGAAAUGGACUUUAUGCUACAAGACAGAUAGAGCUCGGGGAAGUGAUAGUGGCUGAGACCCCAGUUGGAAUCUUCCAAAGCGAUGCAUUUCCCCACGACAAGGCUCUAAAAUAUCAGUACAUAAAUGCUGCAUUCAAGAGCUUGCCCUCUGAGACUCAGGAAGCAUUCAUGAAGAUGGCAGCUAUGCACGGAGGAAAGGAAGAUGAAAUCACGGAAAGGAUCCACACGAACUCAUUUCAUGGAGAAUUUGCAGGCUUGGAGCAUUUCAUGGUUUUCCCUCAAACUGCUGUAAGCUCAUAUUUUACGGCCAAAAUCAUGCGCUAAUCAAUUGUUAGUUUAUGAACCAUGACUGUAGACCAAAUGGGAUGUAUUUCUUUGAUCCAAACACAUUGAUAAAAUCAACCCAUGCCGCACGCACCAUUCUCCCGGGAGAGGAGCUCACAAUCAACUACAUCAGUCUCCUUCGGCUACAUAAAGAACGACAAGAACACCUCCUUGACGUCUGGGGAUUCAAAUGUACGUGUGAUUUGUGCAGUGCGUCCCAAGGGAAGAUCCAAAUCUCCGAUUUCAGAAUUCAACAAAUUCGAUAUAUUCACGAUGGUUUGGCGGAUUGGAGUGCCAGCUCCUAUGCUACUAUAGCCAUGGCUGAGUGGUUGAUAGAGCUCUAUGAAGAAGAACAUCUAUGGGCAUCGAGACCAAUCAGUUAUGUUUUUGCGGCUCUGGCUUACAAUGGUGUUGGUGAUGCGGAAAAGGCGAGAGCAUUUGCUAUAAAAUCUUUGGAGACGGGCAUGAUAAACAGAGGGGUUAAUAAGGAGAUGGGCCCUGGUAAUAAUAACGAUAUUGCCGAUAUGCAGGCGAUCAUAAAGGAUCCAAAGUCUCAUUGGACCUGGAUGGCAAGGCCACCAAAGGUUUGA
Hymenoscyphus albidus is the source of this 1334-nucleotide messenger RNA. NCBI's taxonomy places the organism in Eukaryota, Fungi, Ascomycota, Leotiomycetes, Helotiales, Helotiaceae. The record is from the annotation of a GenBank genome assembly.